GAAGUAAACAAUCAUUCGCCCUCGGGGCGCGUUAGCGACAUAGUCGUGCCAACACCGCCUGUUAUAAACGACAGUAUUGUCCUACUAGGACUUACUGGCAUUUAUGACGAAAAUAAUCUGGCAAGAUGAAGGAAUGCCUUAAUAUUUCAACUCUACCAAGCCCUUUAGACCGUUAUGAGCUCGGAACAAAACUUGGCUCAGGAAUCUUUGGUGACGUACACAAGGCUAUAGACACACAAGCCGCUGGAAAAGCUGUCGCAGUUAAAAUUCAAAUACAUACAGAUGAUAACGAAAACCACAUACAAGAAGAGUAUAAGAUUCUAAGAGAUUUUACAAAACACCAGAACCUGAUAGAUUUUUAUGGAGUAUUUUGUGAGAGAUCAGAAGAUGUUAAGAGAAUAUGGUUUGUUUUAGAGUUGUGCGAAUGCGGAUCUGUUAUCGACAUUGUCAGAAAGCUACACGCGGCCGACAGAAAAAUGUCUGAGGAGCACAUCGCAUACAUCCUAAAAUAUACAAUCAAGGCUGUAGUUUAUUUGCACGAGAACAAAAUAAUACAUCGAAAUAUAAGAUGCAGUAAUAUUUUAAUCACGAAAGACGGUGAAGUGAAACUUUCAGAUUUUGGGCUAUCUUGUAAACUAAAGGGUACACAUGAAAAAAGUAAAUCAAAUAUUGGAUCGCCAAGUUGGAUGGCUCCAGAGGUCGUGACGUGUGAUGACGAGGGCUAUGGUAACAGAGCUGAUGUUUGGGCUUUAGGUAUAACUACAAUUGAAAUGGCAGAUGGCAAAGGUCCUUUUCAAGAAAUGCAUCCUACCAGGGCAUUAUUCCAAAUUGUCAGAAACCCACCACCAAAUUUAGCGAAACCGGCAAUGUGGUCGAAUGACAUCAAUGAUUUCAUUACAGAAUGCUUAGAAAAAAAUCCUGAACAUCGUCCCUAUAUGAUGGAACUAACAGAGCACCCAUUCAUACAAUCUGUACCUGAAAAUGAUUAUCAUCUGUCAACGGAAUUAAAAUUUUUAGCAAUGGAUUUGAAACAAACAGACGCUCCAAUUAAAAUACGAGAAAGGAUAAUAAAAAACGGUGUUUUGAUAACUGAAGGAUCACAUAAUCCAGAAAUUAUGCAAGUAGAAGACCUGGCUGCUUUAGAAGUUUUAACGGAAGAUAACAUUCUUGCUGAAUUACAGACUAAACUAGUAAAAGGUUCUUUCACAUCUUUUGUGGGAGAUAUUCUUCUUAUUCUCAAUCCUAACAUAAAGAACGAUAUUUAUAAUGAGCAUUACCAUAAAAAGUAUGAAUGUAAAAGUAGGUCCGACAAUGAGCCACAUAUCUUUGCUGUAGCAGAUAGCGCAUAUCAAGAUGCCCUGCAUCACAAUGAGCCACAAUAUAUAGUGUUUACUGGGGAAAGUAAAUCAGGGAAAACAACUAAUAUGCUUCAUGCAUUAUCACACCUAACUUUCUUAGGCGCAAUGAAAAACAAUACAGCUGAAAGAAUACAAAAGGCUACAAAAAUUAUUCAAGCUGCUAUUACUGCUGCUACACCUAUAAAUAUUAAUUCUACAAGAGGAAUUUUUCAAAUACAAGUGACAUAUGGAAGUUCUGGGAAACUUAGCGGCGCUAUAUUUUGGCUAUAUCAAUUAGAAAAAUGGCGUGUAUCGUCUACUGAUAUGAGUCAGGCAAAUUUCAAUCUUCUAUAUUAUUUCUAUGACGCUAUGGAAGCAGCAAAUAGAUUAGACGAGUUUAAUUUAGAAAAAAAUAGAAAACACCGAUACUUAAGAAUACCAGAAGAACUGUCAAAAAUCAUGAAUAGUGCAAGAGAAAGUACUGAACACAAUACAAAUAACUAUAAGGAAUUUGUAGAAAACUUGAAGAUAUUAGAUUGGGAAACGGAGGACAUAAACUUUCUAGAAACUGUAAUGGCUGCGAUUCUGGUUCUAGGUAAUGUCAGGUUUAAAGAUAGCAAAAAUGGUUUCGCUGAAAUAGAAAAUCCAGAAGAAGCUAAAAAGGUUGCUAAAUUAUUAUGUCUUGAAGAAGUAAAAUUUCUAUGGGCUCUUCUUAACUAUUGUUUGAUUGAAAGUGGAACAGCCGUAAAAAGGAAACAUUCUACUGAUGAAGCAAGAGACGCUAGAGACACUUUAGCUAGCGCUUUGUAUAAAAGACUAGUUGAUUGGAUGAUUAAUUUGAUAAAUUCCAAGUUAUCAUUCAUGCGAUCUGUUUUUGGAGAUAAAUAUUCAGUAAGUUUGCUAGACAUGUUUGGCUUCGAAUGUUUUCAUAGAAAUAGAUUAGAACAGCUAAUUGUCAAUACUACAAAUGAACAAAUACAGUUUCUGUACAAUCAAAGAGUAUUUGCAUGGGAAAUGCAAGAGGCAGCAGAAGAAGAAGUUGUCACGGCUUCAUUAAAAUUUUAUGAUAAUAAAAAUUCCGUUGAUCAACUUAUGGGUAGACCAAUGGGUCUAUUUUAUAUUCUAGAUGAAGCAAGUCGGACUGGAAGUGGACAGGAGUUUAUUAUGAGUACAAUAAGAACAACAUGUAAAGGACCAUAUAUAAGAUUAUCUGGAAGCCAUGAAUUCAGUGUAGCUCAUUACACGGGCAAAAUAAACUACGAUGCCCGAGAAAUGGCGGAUAAAAAUAAAGAUUUUCUUCCUCCGGAAAUGAUUGAGACUCUGCGAACUUCAACAAAUAUUACAGUGCAACAAUUAUUCAGAAACAAAUUAACUAAAACUGGUAAUUUGACAGUAUCACCAAGUCAGCCAAAAGUGGUAGUGGAAAGAUCGAAAUCUGAGAAAGAGAUAGAGAAUAUGAAAGCAAGGAAAUACAAUACAGUGUCAAGAGGACAAUUCUCACAAGUGCAUAGAAUGAGGACGGCGGCGGCAACAUACCGGGCCUGUAGCUUAGAAAUCCUUAAACAAUUAUCUAUGGGCCCUGGUAGUGGAGGAACUCACUAUGCAAGGUGUAUUAGAGCAGAUUUAAAUGAUAAUCCAAGAGGAUUUCAAACAGAAAUCGUUAGGCAACAAUUAAGAGCUUUGGCUAUCUUAGACACAGCUAAGGCUCGUCAAAGUGGAUAUUCUUGUCGUAUACCUUUUGCUGAAUUUAUUCGUCGAUAUCGCUUUUUAGCGUUUGACUUUGAUGAAAUUGUAGAAGAAACAAAGGAUAAUUGCAGAUUACUAUUGAUUCGACUGAAGAUGGAAGGCUGGGUAUUGGGGAAAACGAAAGUGUUCCUAAAAUAUUACAAUGAAGAAUUCUUGUCAAGGUUAUAUGAAACACAAGUGAAGAAAAUCAUAAAGGUGCAGUGCAUGAUGCGAGCAUAUUUAGCCAGAAGGAAAACUGUAAAAAAUAAAGCCAAAAUAUUGCACAUAAAAGAAAUAAAGAAACAACAAUCAUUGAAUGUAUCUGAAGAUGAAGCUGCACUAUUAAUACAAAAAGCAUAUCGUGGUUAUAUAGUACGAAAGGCAUACGGUCCGCUUAUAAACAAAAGUACAGGUCAAAUAGACGAGGAAACAGCGAGAUUUCUCAAGAGGUUUGCCAUGAAAUGGAAAAGCAGAUCUAUAUUUCAGGUUUUGCUACAAUACAGAGCAAUUCGUUACCAAGACUUAGUUCAUUUUUCGCAACAGGUGCAUAUCUACAACCAAGCUGUAUUAGAAGCUCUUCUGACUACCAGCACAUCAGUACUAUUGGACAGAGUCAAUCCCCAAACAAAGGAAUGUGACUUUCUAGGAUCUGGGCCACCGACAGUCUGGAAGCUGCCAUUUCGUAUCGACCAACUGCAGUAUUAUGACACAUCGUACAUGUGCGAUCCUACAGCUAAAUGCACCGACACAUUUGCCAGUCAAUACGAUUCCGACCACGAACAGUGGGACGAACCGUUGAAACGGCGAUUUAGUUCAGCACAACCCGAGGUCACUGUGACAUCUACAAGCACACAGACGCUCAUGACCGUCCCAUUCUGCAGAGACCCCACACAACCUGUGCCAAAGUUACCAGCCGAUGAACCAGCCAAACCUUCAGUUACUAACCAAGCGAGUAAAGACAGUCACUACUCCCGACCUACUGUAUAUAAAAAGAAGCCAAGCCAUUCUCAAGCUUAUUACCAACCGCCCGAGCCUUGGAUUAAACCACGCGACGACACGGAUAUCCUGGAAGACAGCGCUCCGAGAUUACGUAAAACAAAUUACAGUAGAAGCUUAUACAGCAUUGAUGCUCCUAACAUGGAAAAUCCUAUUAAAGAGUUGCAGGCUUUAGCGAAAUCAACCAGUGAUAUGAACGAUGAUGAUCCACCGUUUAAUUUUCAAGCAAUGCUAAAGAAGACACCACGGAACAGAGCAUCUAUGAAAAGGUCUGGUGAAAUGGAUAAUGGCAUUACAGAAGAGAAAAUACCGCAAACGAAAAUUGGUAAAGGUAUUUGUGCGUCUAAAGUUUCACCUAUGCCAUCUGGUAAAACGACUCCAGUUAGUGGUAAAGCCAGUCCAGCACCUCAACGACCAAGCAGUAGAGACUUGAUCAGAAAAGAUUCUAAAGAUCUAAUCAUAUCAGUCUUAAAAAAGAGAGAUUCCAAAACGGAUCUGAUUUGCAACAUUGAUAAUAACAAAUUUGAAAACGAAAUAGUUGAAUUAGCUCCAGGGAUCACCGUUGAAGGAACUGUUACGGAUUUAUAAAAAAACAAUUGUUAUUUUGUAAAAAAUAUAUAUUUAUUUUCCAUUGCUUGGAAGUCCAAAUACGUGCUUUUUAAAUAUUAUGGCGUAAUUAUUAUUAAUAAUUUUAGACAAUUAAGUUUUUAAAGCCAUACAU
This is a messenger RNA of Galleria mellonella (greater wax moth), 4779 nucleotides long. RefSeq names its product neither inactivation nor afterpotential protein C (gene ninaC). Gene Ontology annotation, cellular component: myosin complex. The record is from RefSeq and is a predicted model, not a curated record. Gene Ontology annotation, molecular function: ATP binding; protein binding; protein kinase activity. The transcript has 17 exons. NCBI's taxonomy places the organism in Eukaryota, Metazoa, Arthropoda, Insecta, Lepidoptera, Pyralidae. The coding region runs from base 126 to 4646 and encodes 1506 amino acids. Gene Ontology annotation, biological process: protein phosphorylation.